Messenger RNA from Insectozyma verbasci, 630 nucleotides. Lineage: Eukaryota; Fungi; Ascomycota; Pichiomycetes; Serinales; Debaryomycetaceae. The record is from the annotation of a GenBank genome assembly.
AUGAAUUUGAUACUUUUUUUAUUUAUUGCUUUAGUUUCAGCUGAUAAUUACGCUACUUAUCCACAAGUUCCAAAAACUGCUUCAAUUAAUGGAUUUGCAGAUCCGAUUUAUGCUUUAUUACCUGAAUGUGCUAAAGAAUGUGUUAAAUAUAGUACUGGUAAUACACCAUGUCCUUAUUGGGAUACUGGUUGUUUCUGUGUCAUGCCACAAUGGUCUGGUAUGGUUGGUCAAUGUUUUGCUCAAUCUUGUAGCGGUGAAGAUGUUGCAAGUGCAACUUAUUUAGCUAACUCAUUAUGUUCAACUGUUGGUGCUAACACUUGGAUGAUGCCAGCUUCAAUUUCAACAAUGUUAUCCAGUGCUGCUGGAAAUGCAAGAGAAGUUACUACAAUUGAAGGUCAAACUCCAAUGUCAUGGGUUAUUGGUCCAGGAUCAUCAGUUGCAACUGAAACAGGUGAUUCGACUGAAAAUGCUGAAGAAACUGGAGAAGCUAAUACAACUAGUUCAUCUUCUUCAACAAAUUCAGCUUCUUCAAGCUCAACGACACAGAAUUCAACUUCAAAUGUCGGUAUCAUACAAACUGCUAGUGUUGGAACAAUUAUUCUUGGCUUCUUAUUAAGUUUCUUAUUAUAA